AUGCGGUACAACCCAGUUCAGACAAACUUCUACAAGCCCCACGAAGAAGUAGCCAAGAUGACGAACGAGCAGAUUGCGCAAGUUCGGCUCGAUUUGCGAGUGAGUGCCACUGGCUCACAGAUCGUAGCUCCGGUGACGUCCUUCGCCCACCUUGCCCAUGUGCUGGGCCGAGAGAUAAUGGAGGGAAUCCGACGCCACGGCUACCAGCAGCCUACCGCCAUCCAGGCGCAGGCAAUCCCCGUUGCCCUGUCUGGUCGAGAUGUCAUCGGCGUAGCCGAGACAGGCAGUGGCAAGACGGUCGCCUACCUGCUGCCCAUGCUCGUGCAUGCCAUCGCCCAGCCAGAGCUGCAGAAGGACGACGGGCCAAUAGGCAUCGUUCUCUGUCCAACGAGAGAGCUUGCAGUGCAGAUCGAGACCGAGACCUUCAAGUUCAACAAGCAGCUGGGCAUGCGGAGCGUGACGCUGGCUGGCGGAUUGAGCAAGCUGGAGCAGUUCAAGGAGGUCAAGCGUGGAGCAGAAAUUGCGAUUUGCAAUCCUGGCCGCCUAAUUGAUGUUGUUAAGAUGAAAGGCUGCAACUUGCAGCGAUGUACAUACGUAGUCUUGGAUGAAGCUGACCGCAUGUUCCACAUGGGCUUUGAAUACCAGGUUCGCUCGAUUGUGCAGAACAUCCGGCCCAGCAGACAGACGCUUCUUUUCUCGGCAACCUUCCCGCCAAAGAUUGAGAAGCUAGCCCGCGACAUCCUGCAACAUCCCGUCCGUAUCACAAUCGGCGAGGUUGGUCAGGCGGCUGCCAAUGUGCAGCAGUUCGUCGAAGUGCUUAAGAACGACGACGAGAAGUGGGCUUGGCUCUCGCAGCGGGUCGACGGCAUGCUACAGAAGGGCCAGCUCCUCGUCUUCGUGAAGUCCAUCGCAAGUGCGGAGGAGCUCUCCCAAAACUUCCAGGACUUCUUGGAGAAGAAGACGGAGUUCUUGCAUGGAGAUCUCGAUCAAGGUGAGCGGAUGCGCAUCCUGCGCAACGUGAGGAAGCGAGUGGUGGAUGUGCUGAUUGCCACAGAUGUUGCAGCUCGAGGUCUCGAUCUUCCCUCCAUUUCCACCGUGGUCUCCUACGACGCCGCCAGGGACAUCGAAACGCACACCCAUCGAAUAGGCCGCACCGGGCGCGCUGGUGCGGCAGGGCAGGCUUACACACUUCUGACCGGCGACGAUCAGAACAAGAAGAUGGCAGCUCUUCUUGUGGAGAACCUGGAGCAGGCCAAUCAGGCAGUUCCGGAAGACCUCAAGGGGCUGGCGAUGAAGUACGGCCCUUUUCGGGCCGCCAAGCUUGAAGGGCGCACCUUCCUCGGCAAGAAAAAGGCUGGCAAGGUAGAGAAGAGCUCCUUCGGAAUCGGCUUCGACGUUGCCUCGAGGCAGAAGGAGACAGUCCAGGAGCUCGCCAAGCGCUUGGACAAGGAGGCAGACCAAAUGGCCGCUCUCAAUCGACAAAAAGCCAGCGGUGGAAUGAGGGCAGGUCCGAACCGGAUGCUGGCAAAGACAGGUUUCGUCUCCGCCGCCGUGGCCGAAGCUCCGAAAAAACCGGCAAACGAGGCCUCCUUCAAUCUGAAACAUGGACCUGUGAUGUAUGUGAGUGUGUGUGUGUGUGUGUUUGUGUGUGUUUGUGUGUGUGUGUUUGUGUGUGUGUUUGUGUGUGUGUUUGUGUGUGUUUGUGUGUGUGUGUUUGUGUGUGUGUUUGUGUGUGUGUUUGUGUGUGUGUUUGUGUGUGUUUGUGUGUGUUUGUGUGUGUUUGUGUGUGUUUGUGUGUGUUUGUGUGUGUUUGUGUGUGUGUGUGUGUCUGUGUGUGUGCGUGUGUCUGCGUUUGGUUGUUGA
Molecule: messenger RNA, 1863 nt
Organism: Symbiodinium natans
Lineage: Eukaryota; Dinophyceae; Suessiales; Symbiodiniaceae
Source: the annotation of a GenBank genome assembly